UUAGUAGGGUUCCAGAUUGCAUGAAUAACAAUAAAUAAGCAAUUAAAAUUGAAUAAUGAGUCAGGCAUCGCCAGACAAAGCGGAUAAGUGUCAAGCUGACAAUGCAAAUGCAGAAAAGCGAAGUCUUCAGCAGAGAAUACCAUACAGGAUGCUGGGGCGGCGUCUGGCCAGCACGAAGCGCCUGGUUGUGUCGAGCAAGGUGUGGCUGCGGACGAUCCCGACCCACGACUGCGACGUGCUGCUGACGUUCCCAAGCCAGGCCGACGACACCAGCCUCAUGUGGCUCCUCGCCCGUCUCCGCGCACGCACACCACAACUCGUCGUCCACGUCCGUCACCAUAGCAACUCUGGCAUCUACGGCUUCUACAUGACUGCUAACUACGAAAACUUGCUUAAAGGUGCGGAAGAGCUUGGGUUCAAGAAGCAUGUGAAGUCGGAGUUUGGUGGCGGACUGAAGGAGUUUAUCUUUGACGAGCAGGACUGUUUCGCGGGCGUCGAGGAGGAGAAGUCGUUUCUGUCGAGUCAGGAGCGGCAGAGCGUCGUGUGCAUGUUCCUGUACGAACUACGCGCCAUUGACGGGGAGCAGCUUGAUAAGAUCCACUUCAGAGGAGGACAGCCAAUUAUUCCUCUGCUGGAAUCUAAGAAAGUUGUGUCCCAGGUGUUUCCUCUCCACAGCGAGGAGGACCUCACAAUGCUCAAACGAUCCUGGGUGCAGGCAGUCUUCACCAAACAGCCACUAGAUGACAUCCGUAAUUACUUUGGUGUGAAAAUUGCUCUGUAUUUCGCUUACCUUGGCCACUACACCAUAGCUUUGUGCAUUCCAGCUUUUUUGGGGGUUGUCUUAUGUUUCUUCAAAGGUGAUCAGAAUGCUGAAGACAUGGGCAUUGUGGUCUUCAGUCUGGUGAAUAUGUUGUGGGCCACACUAUAUCUCGAGCACUGGAAGCGAACCAGUGCGGAGUUGUCUUACUGCUGGGGAACACUCGACAGGAAAGAUGAACGUCUGCAUGACCCCAGACCUCUCUAUAAGGGUGACCUGGUGAAGAGUUCUGUGACCGGUCGUAUGGAGCCUCAAUACCCUGCGUGGAGACGUCAGCUGUUCCGAUACUGCGUCAGUGUCCCUGUCACCAGCCUCGGUCUCGCCGUCGUUUUCGUCGUCAUGCUGCUCAUAUUCGAGUUACAGGAGUGGAUCAACUCUCACAUCGCUCACAAUGACAUUCCCAGCUUCUUUCGCUUCAUUCCAAAAGUAUUACUGGCCCUGUCUAUCGGCUUUCUUGAUGAGGGCUACAAGAAAAUUGCAAUAUGGCUCAAUGAAAAAGAAAAUUACAGACUUGAAGAGCAUUAUGCAAAUCAGCUCAUUCUAAAGCUCGUUUUGUUUCAGUUUGUGAAUUCUUUUCUGUCCCUGUUUUACAUCGCAUUUUAUCUGCAGGAUAUGGACCGACUGCGAGAUCAACUGGCAGCAUUGCUAAUCACCCGCCAGGUGGUGAGUAACCUCAAGGAAGCCCUGCUGCCGUUCCUCAUCUGGAAGUUCAAACUGCUCAAGGUGGGCCUGAAAAUCACGGAUCAGAUGUCGCCAUCGACGAUCGACAAGGAAAUCACCGAGAUGAAGCAGGAGAUCAAAGAGAUGACGACUCGACGCCGGAUCGUGAAGAGUAGCAACGCCAACACGACGUCAACGGACGGGACGACGACAGAAUGUGAAACCACUGUGGUCGAUGAUGCUGUAGAAAGUGAGAAGAAGACUGAUGAUGUAGAUGUUGAGCAGACGGUCGAUGCGAAAUCCAUCGCAUCGUUGCCGGCAUUGACACAGGCAGAAGUGGAGAGUGCCAUGCAGAAGUAUGAAGACACGUAUGAAGAUUUUCUGGAGAUGUUCAUACAGUUCGGCUACGUGAUCUUGUUUUCGUCAGCCUUUCCCCUGGCUGCUCUUUGUGCUUUGCUCAACAAUGUCAUAGAAGUCCGUACCGACGCCUUCAAGUUGUGUAUCAACCAUCAACGACCUUUCGGGAAACAGGUGCAAAGUAUUGGAAUCUGGCAGAAUGCUCUUGAAGCCCUUGGCUUGAUAGCAGUUGUUGUAAACUGUGCUCUGAUUGGCCAAACUGGUCUCACACAACGAAUGAUACCUGGACUCGGCGACCAAUCGGUGAUCAUCUUCUUAAUUGUCCUGGAGCAUUUGGUCCUCAUCUUGAAGAUUGGCUUGGCCUAUGCUAUUCCUGACAUUCCAGAGUGGGUUGCUAUGGAGAUGGCCAAGAUUGACUUUCAGAGGCGAGAGGCCCUCAAGAGACUUGAAUCUCAGAAUUCACCUGGAAUUAGCUCCCCUGAUAUGAGAAGCAGACGUAUAUCUGAAAAUAGCAGCAAUAGCACCAGUCCAUCCAGUUGUGGUGUGAACCGGUCUUCAGGCAAUAAGUCCCAGAGUCCGGUGUCCAGUAAACUGCCCGGUCAGGACCCACCCAUACCACCACCCCGACGCGAGGGAAUGAGACCCAUUAGGUCAUCGACAUACACACUGGGUUUAAACCCACAUCAAAACCGAUACCACGAGGACAGAAGUCCAGGCAGCCAGUUCAACAGAGCUAGUUCAGAGUCUCCAAGAUCCAAUUCAGAAUCUUCCAGAUCCGGUUUCGAAACCAACAGAUCUACUUCUGAAGGUCACAGAUCUACUUCUGAAUCUCACAGAUCUACUUAUGAAGGUCCAAGAUCAGAAACAAGUAUUUCCAAUGAGAGAAACACAUCAAAUACAAACCGACCUACAAGUGUUCCAAGAACCAGUUCCGGUGCUCACAUAUUGUCAUACGAGAAUCCUUCAUACUGCGGUGUCGCCGAUUACCACAGGGUCACACCGCCAUCAUCAUCGUCAUCAUCACCAUCAUCGUCAUCAUCACCAUCAUCAGCUUCUGAGAGAGCUCCUACCGACAGGGUGGCAAGCUCAUCCACCACAAACCCGUUUGAUCCAGCUUAUGCUUAUCCAGUAUCUCCAGCGAAACCUCCACAGAGAUCCACACGUAGACGGAUGUCCAGCCCUCCCAUCGCCACCUCGUGUGUCUGCAAUCACGUCUUCGAUAAUCAGAGCAAUAAAAAUGGCUCCCCGCCUUCGUGUGCGGGCUCGUUCGAGAACGAACAGGACAGAAUGAUCUACAGGCCCGAGAGAAGGCAGAGACGGUUCUCCUCAGAUGAGCUCAACAAACGGAACUCGUGGGAGAAAGAAAGAAUGGACGCUCAGUGUAUUUCGGAGGAAAUUGUCUCUUCAAGCUCCUCCAGUGGCACAAGAGGGAGAAUUGUGUUUCGUGGCGGAAAUAUCAGUAUUCCAGGAAGCGUGGGAAGUAAGAGGUUUGAAACUCAAACCGUGCAUUUUAAGAAGAUGUAGAACAUUCUUUGGAAAAGCCUGCGGUACAAAAUAUUCAUGUCUGUAACUGCUUCAGAAAAUAGAAUUGGCUUUAGUUUAGAAUUUGGUAAUCCGGGAGUUAAGUGCCAUAUUUAUACUGAUCAUUUUGUUGACAUUAAGAUCCAGAUGGAUUACUUACUUGAAGAAAGUUAAAGUUUGUUUUGUUUAACGACACCACUAGAGCACAUUGAUUAAUAAUUGAUGAAGUGGUAGUCAUAAUUUUCUUUCGUCCGUUUGUUUAGGACAUGGUUGUUGAAUUUUAUAGUUUAUAUUUCUAUCGGUAAUGUUUAUUUUUUUGGUUAACAGUUACUGUUGUAUUUGUUAGUAGUUUAGAUGUGUUUUGAUAUCAUGUUCAGAUUUUAAUUAUCUCCGAUUGAACAAAGGGAGACAAUGAGUCCAUAUUCAGCUCUUUAAUCUUCUGAUCUCAGUUAUCUACUUAACCAAGAUAGUGUUGUACAAUCUUAGAAGAAAUAUUGUGAUAUAACCUUUCAGAAACAAAAAUGUUUACGACGGUCCACAAAUUAAAUUACUGUCGAGAUCCAUUUGGCCAUUGAGCUCUAAUGUUGAGAUGCAACAACAAAAAGAAGUUUGUAUGAUCAUUGUUAUCAUUAUACUUGCAUAAAAUCUUCCAAAGAAAUACUAGUUUUAAUUCACAUGGAAGACUAUUUUAACGAGAUUUCUCAAGAAGUUGAUAAAUAGCUGUUUUUAUUUUGAAUACUAGACACAACCAACUUGUAAUUUUACAUUUGUACACACUUUUGGAAUGUUUUGAGGCUGGUGGUAUUUCUGUUUCUGAAUAGUGUCUCGAUAUAGAUAUGUCCAGGGUUGAAAAUUAGCGGUUGCCUGGUUUUACAAAGGUAGUCUGUUGGGCGAUCAUCGAUUUUAGUUCUGGCAAGCAUGGUUCCAGUUACAAAAUGAAACACUGAAACUGAACCGAAUUGUGACAAAACACAACGUGUCUGUGUUGGCGCGAAAUACCUAUCUGACAGCAGAAGAUAUAUAGACUAUGCUCUAUAUUAUUAUUUUGACAGCGCCUGACUCAGCUUCUGUGGUUUUGGGGCAGGUCGUUCUAAAAAUAGAGCUCAAAACGUAUUGAAUACACUGCAUGUAUUUUUAAAAUCUGGAAGUCGUCGGCUUAUUGAAAUGGACUGGAUAUGUCAUAAUUAUCCAGUAGGGCUGCUAUUUGAUAAUUGUUGUUUAAUGUUAUGGUAAAAAAAGAGAAUCAUAUUUAAUUAGCUUAUAUUAUUAUGUGACAAAAUCAAAAUCUGUCUUGUAUGUAGUUCGAACUCGCACUAACAUGAGCGCAUGCGUGCCUAUAAAAAUAACAAUUGAAUUUUCCAUGAAUACAGGGCUUAUUCCAAAGGCCAGUUAAUUGUCGUUAUCGUGCACAACACACAUACACACACACACACACGCGUGCACGCGUGCGCGCGCGCGCACACUUACAUUUUACUACGGCAAAAAAAUAUAAUUUUAGCCCAUUGUCCGUUUGCGUCAAAAGAGAACCCAUGAAUUGGCAUGUAACUUCACAAUGAGUAAAGAUAAAAGUCAUAUAAAAACAUAUUAAUUUAUUAAAUGUUAAACCCAUACCGUCUCAAAUAAAUAAAAAAAUGGGGUGAGGGGGAGUUGAAGGUAAGUUAAAAUAUAUAUUUAUAAAUUACCAUCAAACUGCAUAGAUUAAAUUUUCUUUUCUGAUUAGGUUUAAAUCAAUUGAUGGAACAUCCAAGGUAAUCUGGAUGACAAAACCGUAAUACAUGACAGUGAUUCUGCCAGAAAGAGGGUUUUGGGUAUGGCGCUAUGGAAUUGAAUGCAACAACAGUCAACAGAGGGUAUGGGAGGCCUUCCCAAGAAAGAAAAUGGGUUACGUUUAGUGUUAGGGUUAAGAAAACCAUACAGUAAUGAUAAGAGUAAUUAAUUUUGUCGAAAGGUUAACUUAAAAAAAAUAAAAUCUGCAAAAAAUUUGGGUAUGGCACCAUACCCGUUUUACCCUCUGGCAGAAACCCAGCAUGAUCAGGGCCAUAUUUCUGCACAAUGCAGUCAAAUGGGUAUUUGGCAAAAUAGUGAAUGAUUCCAUGGACCUCUGUCUAGUGUCUCGUCUUUAGGACAGCCACUCCUGAGGAAAUCCUUUACUUGAGAUUUUACCCCUCUUGCAUCGCUACAAAGAGGACUGCCAUUCCUAGACUAGUUUAAUUACUAAAGCACGCGCAGUUCUACAUUUAGUCUCUUUGCAUUGCAUUAUAUUUUUUUUACUUCGGAGACAAUUCAAGUCAUGCUGCAUACCUUGGCUGUUCUAGCAUUUUGUCUUCAAAGUCAUGCUGCAUACCUUGGCUGUUCUAGCAUUUUGUCUUCAAAGUCAUGCUGCAUACCUUGGCUGUUCUAGCAUU
This is a messenger RNA of Gigantopelta aegis, 5760 nucleotides long. Its product is annotated as anoctamin-8-like. The record is from RefSeq and is a predicted model, not a curated record. The transcript has 14 exons. Lineage: Eukaryota; Metazoa; Mollusca; Gastropoda; Neomphalida; Peltospiridae. Bases 56 to 3358 code for a protein of 1100 amino acids. Gene Ontology annotation, biological process: chloride transmembrane transport. Gene Ontology annotation, molecular function: chloride channel activity. Gene Ontology annotation, cellular component: plasma membrane.